CCUUCCCGGAGCAAAGGUUGUUGACAGAACCGCACCAGUUACUCAUUUAAGGCUGAGUCGACCUAAGAGACUCACAACCCUCACUCAGGACGCCACGUGGAAUAGCCACGCCGAAUCGCUUACUGCGCAUGCGCAAUCGUUUGGCUUGUUGACACGCCCCCUUUGAGUGCCCAAUGAAAACGGAGCAUCGUUCGAAACGUCGCUUAUUUAUACAUUCUAGUUGUUUUUUUACUUCAAAGCCACGGUGUGAUUGACGUAUGUGUGUUGAGGUCUUUACUGUUUAAUAGCGAUCGUGAGGAGGUCGAUGCGGAAGCGGAAGUGGCCAGAACUCACAACAACCGAUGGCCCUGUCGCACAGAGAUGGAGCGCGGUAUCGUGAGCGCUCCUACUGGGACGAGCGCUACUCGGCCGGCGGGGAGGCGGUGGAGGAAGGCGAGCAGCGGGAGUGGUUCGGAGCUUACACGGCGCUCAAAGAGGCGCUACCCGAGGAUCUUGAUCGGAGCGGGGCCAUCCUGGAGCUAGGUUGUGGAUCGAGCCGUCUCAGCUCCGACCUCCUGGCCGACGGCUUCGCCUGCGUGACGGCCGCCGACUUCUCCCCGGCGUGCCUGGCGGCCGCGUCGGCGGCGGCGGCGGCCGCGGCGCGGCGGCCCCCGGCGGCCCCCCGGCCGCUGUGGCUGGCGCUGGACGCGCGGAGGCUGCCCCUGCGGGCGGCGCUGUUCGACGCGGUCGUCGAGAAGGGCAUGCUGGACGCGCUGCUGGCCGGAGAGCGCGACCCCUGGCGCGUGUCGAAGGCGGCGCGGCGGCAGGUGGGCCUCGUGCUCGACGAGGUGUCGCGCGUCCUGCGCCCGGGCGGCCACUUCGUGUCGGUGACGUUCGCCCACCCGCACGUGCGCUCGCCGCUGUACGCGCGGCGCCGCUACGGCUGGCGCGUGCGGCACCGCACGUACGGCGAGGCCUUCCACUACCACGUGUACGUGAUGACGAGGGGCGACGGCGAGCCGCCCCGAGAUGAUGAUGACGACGACGACGACGACGACGAAGACGAUGAUGAUGAUGAUGCGGCUCCGCCCGUCAUGCUUGAGUACGACGAGCGAGAAGACUUCCUCAACGCCAUCGAUCUGUCAACGUUCCUUUGACCUUCGUUCACCCUUUGGCCGGUCCCACAACAUCGCGCAAGUGAAGUUUUUAGGAGGACGCGUUGGCAAAGUCGCCGAGUGCGAGCGCCACGUGGAUAUUUACGCUCGCGCUCGGUUCACUUUGCAAGCGAUGGGAAAAUAUCACUCGAGAUGUUUCCUGAAUGUAUGUCUUUUGGACUUCUUUCGCACCGUACGUAGCCAACCGCGCUAAUCGGAGGUGCGGUGCAAGGACAACAAACUAACACAGGAAGGAAAUGAGUUUUCGGGCGACUUCACGUAUUCUCCGGUUCGUACGGCGUGGUAUUUUUUAAGCAUCCCAGAAUCGUAAAGCUAAAGUUUGGGGUGGCUGCGUCCGAUAUUGCGGAGAACGCUCCGUGUCUUCGGGAAAGACUCUGCGUCUCGUCUCGCUGUUCGGAAUCGUCUUCCCGAAACACAUCUCAUCCUCGUUUUAAAGCACUGUGUCCGUAACCAUCUUCUCGGAAGACGCCUCUCCGUUGCAGUGCCGUAUUCUCACGAUUAUGAAAACGGGGUUUUAAAUAAAUGAAUAAAAAUCCGCCACAA
Molecule: messenger RNA, 1697 nt
Organism: Petromyzon marinus (sea lamprey)
Lineage: Eukaryota; Metazoa; Chordata; Hyperoartia; Petromyzontiformes; Petromyzontidae
Gene: EEF1AKMT4
Product: EEF1A lysine methyltransferase 4
Molecular function (GO): S-adenosylmethionine-dependent methyltransferase activity
Source: RefSeq, a predicted model, not a curated record